Messenger RNA from Tripterygium wilfordii, 4623 nucleotides. RefSeq lists its product as uncharacterized. Gene Ontology annotation, molecular function: nucleic acid binding; RNA-DNA hybrid ribonuclease activity. NCBI's taxonomy places the organism in Eukaryota, Viridiplantae, Streptophyta, Magnoliopsida, Celastrales, Celastraceae. The record is from RefSeq and is a predicted model, not a curated record. The transcript is spliced from 4 exons. Bases 1 to 4623 code for a protein of 1540 amino acids.
AUGACGGAGAGAGUUGGGAAGCUUAUUGGCAAUUCAAUUGGUGUCUGUAUGGAUAUUGAUACUCAAAAGGAUGGACUAGGAUGGGGACCGUAUUUGCGUAUUAGGGUUUUGAUUCCUCUAUAUAAUCCUCUUCCUAGGGGAAAAAAGUUAGAUCUGCCGGAUCGUUCUGUGACAGUGGGUUUUUUGUAUGAAUUCCUUCCAAAGUUCUGCUAUAAGUGUGGGCGUAUAACACAUGAAAAAGGUGGAUGUCCGGUGGUGUCUUCUAGUCGUCUACAUGAAGAUGAAGAUCAAUGGGAGUAUGGGAAUUGGAUGCGGGCACCAAGUUUUACAAGGAGGCAACCAAGUAUGAACAGUAAUGAGAAUCGGCGGCGGUCUUUUACGUCCGGUGAUCGGUGGAAACCGGAGGAAGGCAAUCAAAAGAGUCAAAGUGCUGAUGGGAGUCAAUCACGGGAGCCAGAUAAGGUGGGAACUGCUUUUGAGGAGUUAUCAUCAGCAAAUCACGGAGUUGAAAAGGUGGCUAUUUUUGAGGAAUGUGCAAAUAAAUCGGUUACAGCAAAUCAAGGGUUAAUUACCCCUAAUGUUGAUCCCUUUUUAAUUGUAGAUUAUGAAGAGGGCCCAUUGGGGGCCCAUGGUAAUAAGUCCAUGGAUGUUAUGGACAAGUCCACAAAGGCGAAUGAGAAAGUGGUGCAAGCUAUGAUUUCUCGAGAUGUCCAUACUACAGAAAAAAAAUGCCAGAAAACUAGUUGGAAGAGGAGAGCACGGGCCAUUGGAGAAAAUACUGCUCAAACUAUGGAGAUUGUUGAUAGAGGGCUUGGGAACCGAUCUACAAUCCGUGAACUUGGCCAUUUGGUUAGAAUAAAGUCCCCACGCAUUUGUUUCUUAAUAGAGACAAAACUACAUUCUUCUAAAAUUGAUUUUGUUCGCAAUAAACUCCACUUCAAACAUGGUUUGGCAGUGGAUUCAAUAGGUUCUAGGGGUGGUUUGAUGUUACUAUGGAAGGAAGAGGUGGAUAUUUCAGUGCUUUCUUAUUCUACUUGGCACAUUCAUGUUGAAAUUAAGGAAGGGUCUGAUGUUUUUUCAUGGAAUUUAACCUGCUUUUAUGGUCAUCCUGAGGCGUCACAGAGGAAAUUUUCAUGGGAUUUGUUACGUUUUCUUUCUGGUUCGAUACAAUCUCCUUGGUUAUGUGUAGGAGAUUUUAAUGCCAUUUCAAAUGGUGGAGAGAAAGUUGGGGGUAGUGUCAGAUGUGGUUCAUUGAUGGAUGAUUUUAAUAAUGCAUUAGCAGAUUGUAACUUGUUAGACUUGGGGUUCAGGGGGAAUAAAUAUACAUGGAGUAAUAGGCGAGGGUGCCCUGAGUCUUUUAUUAAGGAACGAUUGGAUCGAUCUUUGGCUUCUGUGGAUUGGUUAGUGAAGUGGGGUAGCUACCAAGUUGAGUACAUUAAUACUAUAUCAUCUGAUCACAGCUGUCAAUAUGUAUGUUGGGAUGAUCGAGUAUUACGAAGAGGUGCCCAUACUAAGCGAUUCCGUUACGAGCCGAACUUAGGAGCCAAGGAAAUGUGCAAGCAAUUGGUGAGACAACAAUGGGUACGUAGACCUGGUAGGGAGGGUGGUCAUAUGGCUUUGAAAAGUCUGCAGAAUAACCUUCAACAAUGUGGCCCAAAAAUUCAGCAAUGGAUGGUUAAGGAGAGACAAAAAUAUAGCAACACAGAAAAAGUCCUGAAGAGAAGAUUGGAUUCACUAGUUGCUAAUGAGGAUGCUGGUAAACAAGAGGAGAUAUCGGUAGUAAGACAGCAGUUAAAUGAAUUGCGUGAGCAAGAAGAAGAGGUGCUCAAAAAUCAGAGUAAGCAACAUUGGUUACAAGCUGGCGAUCAAAAUACCAGUUUUUUCCAUACUAGUAUGAAAAUAAGACAGAAUUUGAAGCGAAUUGAUCAGAUAGUUGAUGAGGAUGGGGGUUUGAGGAGUACAGAGGUGGGUGUCGUUGAAGCAUUUCAUGAAUAUUUUUCCAAUUUGUUCUCGGCAGGUAAUGAAGUGCAGGAUUACUCUUUUCUGGAUCCAGUAACAAAGGUGGUUGAUACGGAGAUGAAUGAAGAUUUAUGUAGAAUGGUUACUAGAGAGGAUGUGUGGGAUGCUAAGCUGUGCUUGAAUUUUUUUUCUUCUGGAGUUAUGGAGUCUGAUGUCAACCUUACUCAUAUUGCUUUGAUUCCCAAAACAAAAGAAGCACUCAAGGUAACUGAAUUUCGCCCCAUCAGUUUAUGUAAUGUAUCAUACAAAAUUAUCUCAAAAAUCUUGGCUAACAGAUUGGGACUUAUAUUACAUAAAUGUGUGCGAGGUAAUCAGUCUGCUUUUAUCAGAGACAGGCUAAUUACAGAUAACGUCAUUGUGGCCUAUGAGGCGUUGCAUUCCAUGAGUUUAUUAGCCCGGAGUAGAACAAGUUACAUGGCGGUGAAACUCGAUAUGAGUAAAGCUUAUGACAGGGUGGAUUGGCAUUUUGUACAAGAGAUUAUGGUUCGUUUAGGCUUUUCUGAUGAAUGGCAGAAGUGGAUUAUGCAAUGUAUCAGUUCGGUGACAUACAGAGUCCUUGUCAAUGGUUCUACUACGGACUUGAUUAUCCUAACAAGAGGUAUUAGGCAGGGUGAUCCACUCUCUCCUCUUCUUUUUGUCUUAUGCACAGAAGCCUUGAGUAGUAAUUUAAAUGCUGCGCAUGCUGCUCAUACUUUUCGUGGAUUCCCAUUUGGUAGAGGCAGGCUACGUGUUUCUCACCUGGUUUUUGCCGAUGAUAGCCUUAUUUUUUGCCGUGUCAAAGACGAGGAUUGGGAGUGCAUUUUCAGUAUUCUAACUGAGUAUGGAAGAGUCUCGGGUCAAAUGAUCAACUACAGCAAGACCAGUAUUUUUUUCAGCCGAUUUGCUUCUCCUUUACAGAAAGCACGGAUGAUUUCUAUGAUUGGGGCUGUGGAGGCAAAAAAUUAUGAUAGAUAUUUGGGGUUGCCGGCAAUCGUUGGAAGAUCACGGAAGUCGGCAUUUCUUUAUAUCUUAGAUAAAAUGAGGAAGAAGGUCAUGGGUUGGUCACAUAGAAACUUAUCCAAGUGUUGGAGAAUCAUUAUAAACCCAACCUCGUUAUCCAGUCGUGUAUUGAAAGCCAAAUAUUUUCCGAACACUGAUUUCCUUAAGGUGGAGAAGAAGAGAAAUGCUUCUUACUUGUGGACAAGCUUCUUGAAUGUACGAUAUUUGAUAGAAGAUGGAUUGAGGUGGAGGAUAGGGAAUGGAGCAACAGUACAUAUUUGGGGGAAUAAUUGGUUGCCGGAACCAGUUAUAUAUAAUGUUAAUAUAGAAGAGUUAGGCAUUCCCAGGACAGCUAUGGUGGAUACUCUUAUAGAUUGGUCAAUUGGGUGGUGGAAUGUUAGACUAUUAGAGGAAUUGUUUGAGGUGGAAACAGCAAGCAUGAUAUUGAAACAACCAAUUGGGUCUCCUUAUGUUAGUGAUUCAGUAUAUUGGAAUGGGACAUCCAAUGGUUCAUACACAGUGAGAAGUGGAUAUUACCGUGCGAUUGAAAUAAGAGAAAGACCAUCUGCUUCUUGUUCGGAGCCAAUAGCUAAUCCUUGUACUACGGUUUGGACUCAUAUAUGGUCCUUGAAUGUCCCUCCUUCCACGAGGGUUUUUCUUUGGAGUGCAGUCCAUGAAAUAUUGCCUACUAAUUCUUUGUUACAUCAUAGGCAUAUUCUUGAUAACCCGGUUUGUCCAUUGUGUAAGCAGAAUAAUGAAACAACACUCCAUGCACUUUGGGAAUGCCCUUCGGCACGAGAUGUAUUUUGUGUUAGUCUCCGAAAAUUACAAAAGCUGAAUUCGUACUUCAAUGGGUCCUUUGGGCAGUUUUGGAAUGAUAUAAGGUGUGUUCUUUCUAUUCAAGAAGUAUCUACUUUGGCAAUCACAAUGCGGAUGAUCUGGUUAAGGAGAAAUAAGUUUGUACAUGAAGGGAAUUUUAUGCAUCCUACACAGAUAGCCUUGAGAGGCAUUCAUACAGCUGAUGAUUUUAUUAAAGCUAAACAAAGCUUGGAAGUCCCUCAACCUGGCGGAAUUUCGGAGAAUAAUCAACGGAUACUAGAGUUUUGGCGAGGUCCUCCUAGGAAUGUCGUUAAAUCUAAUUGGGAUGCUGCUAUACAUACUCAAACUAAUCGUACAGGUAUGGGUAUUGUAUUUAGAGAUGAAUAUGGAGACGUUUUGGCUAGUUGUGCAUUGGUGAGAUCUACUAUACUAGACCCGACCUUGGCUGAAGCUUUGGCUUGUUUACAAGCAGUGAAAUUGUCUUCUGAGUUGGGCUUUACUGAGUUGAUAUUUGAAGGUGAUUCUGCUGUCAUUGUUAAUGCAAUUAAUGGGAGUGUUCCAACCCGUGCUGUAUGGAGUAAAGUGAUAGAGGAAAUCAAGAGAUUGCUAGGCUAUUUCAUGAGUUGGAAGGUUGUCUUUGUGCGACGUACAGCAAAUUUGGCUGCUCAUUCCAUGGCCAAACAUGCGCUCCUCGUCCAAGACAUGCAGGUCUGGAUUGAGGAAGUUCCUAGCUCGGUUGUGAAUAUUGUUUAUGCAGAGAAGCUAGCUUGGGAAAGAGAUAUGCAAGGAGGAGGAGAAUUAGUAUAA